AUGGGCUGCGCCAGGGGACUCUGCACCGCUGAGAAGAUAUUCAUCUUUAUCAACAUCGCCUUUGCGAUGUACAGCGGUGCGCUGUUGGCGACGGCGGCGCGCUUGGCGUGGGACCCCAGCACCUACACGUGGUUCCGGUUCCUGUGCGAGGCGCAGUACCGCGUGUCGGCCGCAUACGUGCUCGCCGCCGGCCUGUGGCUCGCCGCUCUCGUCUACCUCGCCGCCGCCGCCGCGCACCGUUCCGCCAGGAACUGCUUACACAUCUAUUGCGUGGGCGUGUUGUGCUUGGCGCUAAGCGAAAUCGGUUACGGCGCAUGGAUGGGGGCCUCGCUCGCGGCGUGGUGGCGCGAGGCGCCGCAGGCGGAGCUGGCGCGGCACGGGAUGGACCUACUGCACGAUCUGAAGCCUGCUCUGCUCGCUGUGGAACGAUACAGGGAUGUCGCCAGACCGCUCUAUGACAUGAUUGAGGAGGUGGAGCGCGAAGCUCCCAACAACGUGUUCGUUAUCAUCGUGUUCGGCGUGGUCGGCAUGGUGCUGCAGGUGGCCGCAUUCGUAAUGGCGCGACGGCUGGCGUCGCGCGAGGGCAUCGAGUUCGGCGCGGAGGCGGCGCGGCCGCGCUCGGCGCGCAAGGAGCGCGACGCCUGCGCCGUCGCCACCGCCGACGACGACAGCGACGGCGCCGACCACGACCCGCCGCCCGGCUGGCGCAAGAAGGCCAACCUGCGAAUGUACACGAUUCUCGACAAGAUUUUCUAG
This is a messenger RNA of Arctia plantaginis, 756 nucleotides long. The record is from the annotation of a GenBank genome assembly. Lineage: Eukaryota; Metazoa; Arthropoda; Insecta; Lepidoptera; Erebidae.